Oncorhynchus keta (chum salmon) is the source of this 5842-nucleotide messenger RNA. RefSeq names its product arginase-1-like. Bases 4657 to 5673 code for a protein of 338 amino acids. Gene Ontology annotation, cellular component: cytoplasm; cytosol; nucleus. The transcript has 29 exons. Gene Ontology annotation, molecular function: arginase activity; manganese ion binding. The record is from RefSeq and is a predicted model, not a curated record. NCBI's taxonomy places the organism in Eukaryota, Metazoa, Chordata, Actinopteri, Salmoniformes, Salmonidae.
GAGGCACACGGCUGUGGAACAGCUAUUGGGAAUUGUCACCUCGGGACAGGAGGGCUUUGACCGGGCCUUCCUAUAGGAGGCUCUGUUGGAGCGCAUGAAAGAGGACGGCCCGAGGUGGUGGCUGCAACAUUGAAGGCUCUGGAGCUCUUUCUUGAUCCAGAGGACACUGUUUCAUGUCUACUCACUGCUGCCAUGCGUAGACCUCUCAAAGGCUGGGAACUGGUGUCCACAGUCGGAGGCAGUGAGGGUUCUGGAGGAACCCAGACUGGUUGAUGGGAUCUCUUGAUCUGAGGGCCCGUGUCGUCAGGAUCUAUUGCCCUUCCUUGUGGUCAUCUCGGCCCUGCCGGACUCCCCAGACCUCCAGAUGGCCACUUGUGUGGCCCAGUCUCCACCCUCUUAUACCAGCACCACCGCACUCAGGGCUGGGCCCAUGCACUCAAGGACGUGAUGGAGAGGAUUUCUCAGCCAACCAGCAUCUCAACACUGACCAAGAACCUGUCUAACAUGGACCCCUUCUCCAAACGCAAUGCUAUGAGUGAUUAGUAAACAUUUGUUGGCGUAUCCAAAGUACCAUUUGAAACAAACUUGCCUUUCUUUCCUGAAACUGAUAUGAUGAUUUUUUGGAUCUCUGCGGCCUAGCUCAGCUGGUUGAAGCUGGCUGGUGUGGUAGUGGUCCAGCGGGGCAGCCUGUGGGAGAGGGCAGUGUUCAUGGUGCCGAGCCAGACCUUACUGCAGGGCCUGGGGGACGUGAGUGGGACCCAGCACCUCCACACCGCCCAGUGUGUCUACUCCCUGCUGGAGCCUUCAAUGCUGGAACUUACCCAGAAAGACAUGCCUCAGCAGGAGGAUAUUCCUGGAAGAGUACCUGGAGUACCUGUAGAGGGCAGGGCAGAGAGACAGCGUAUGGGGUGCUGCUGGUGUCACUGCUUAGAGGACUCUUAUCCAGUCUCAAGUGCCACGACGCUUCCUUCAAUAAUGUUCCUUUUCCGAAAGCAAUUGGCUGCAUAUUGUUUUUCAUCAUGUUCAAGUAAAGGCCUGGAUAUCACCAGUUACUUUAGCCACUUGGUCACACACUGAGUAAGAAGGAAGGAGGCUUCCUCUCUGGAUUUCCUGUCAAGUGAGACAUGGUGGAACCCAGAGAAGCUGGACACCAACACGUGCUGCAACCGCCGACUGCUGUGUCGUGUGUUUGAUGUCAUCGUCGCUGGGGCACGCCAGGGGCCCAUUGCAGCCAGCUUCAGGGCCCUGAUGACGCUACUUUUCUAGGUACUGAAACUUGAUAUGUUACACAAUGGAUUUCAGUGCACAGACGGAUGCUUCACUCAACUCACUGGCGUAUAGCAUCAGUCGAAGGAUAGUCCAUCGUUCCUCUAGUCCCAGGUCCACCUGAGUUAUCCCCUUGAGCUCUUCAAGUUCCUGUGCCUGGUGUGAGGCUACGGCAGUAACCUAGGAGACCAGCUGGACUGUAAGAUCAAUGCCAUCCUGCAGACCCAGGCCCUCUGUGGGCAGCGCCCUCCUCAGCGCCCAGCCAGGGAAGACCCUCACACUGCUGGCAUCGGGCUCAUCACCAGGUAGCCUUAUUGGUGUAAUCUAUAAUUUAACCAGACAUGGAUCAUUUCAUUGUAUUUCAUGUAUAGAGUUUGGCACAGUCUGAAAAUGACCUGGCGUUUAUCAGUGGUCUGGGGUGAGAGAACUGUCUACAGUAUUGUGGUACGUUAAGCUUAUUGCCUGCUCUGUUUGUGACGUAAUAAAACUCACAAUCACUGCAGUAGAAGACAUUUCAACAAGUGUCUGUAGUAUUACUGGUGUAUCAGUAACAAAGUUGUAAAUGUUUCUUCCCUGCUCUCCCUGCUGCUCUCCCUGCUGGCCUGUCUGAGCUCCUCUGUCUGUGAGGUGAGGAGGGCAGCCACAGCCACCCCACAGACCCUGGCCCAGGUGGACAGCUCUCCCUUUCACCCCACCAUCGACAGGCGGGUGAGGGCCAUGAGGAAGUUCUGUGAGGAGGCUGUAACAGGGACAGGCAAGGCCCGGGACAAGACCUGCUAGUGGGGUUGGAGGAGCUGCCGCUCAGUGGUCAGCUGGCCAGCUGCCCUGCCUACACCUCCAAAACCAUACUGAGGGCUCUGGGAGACCGGCGCCUGCUGGGGCAGAGCGGGCCGGGGGAAACCCACCAUUCUAAAGGACAAAGGCCCUGCUCAUGCAGCUGGUCCUGGGGAAGUACAAUGAACAGGCAGCCCCCCACCUGAUUAAGGACCAGGCCUGCAUGGAGCUCUUCAUUGAGGCCCUGGGCACGGUGUCUAAACCCUACCCUGAUAUCCCCUGCUUCCAGAUCAUCGCCCUAUAACAGGCAUUCUACUCAUCCCUGUGAGAUGAGAAGGUCCAGCAGAGACUCCUGGGGAUUUGACCCAGCAGGAGUGCUGUCUGUGCCCAGACCGUUGUCCGUGUCUUCAAACGGGAAGGCCAGGACACUUCUCAGGCAGUGCCAGAAGAGGGUGCUGUGUCCUGGGAGAGGGUGACUCUCAUCCUAGAGCUGCUGCAGCACAAGAAGAAGUUGCAGAGGCCUCAGAUGCUAGUUCCUGCUCUCCAGCCUCCUCUCGUGCCUGGAGACUUCAACCGUGGAGCAAGACAACCUAGAGUACGCCCAAGCAUGUAGGCCAUGUCUGUUCAACGUUAACCAGAAGCUCUCCCCCGACAGAGGACCCGUCAGCAAAGGCUGAUGCCGGCAGUGCUGCAGACUCUAGACAUCACCUCUUUCCUCUCUACUAAUGAGAUCUACAUGCUGAGUGCCGUUACAGCCCUGCAACACGUCACUGAGACCCUGUCUCACUUCAUCACCCGGGACAAUAGGACACCGCUACAGCGUAAUGUGACUUGACUGAGGCGGCUGGCAGAGAAGGCCGCCACCACCACCCCACAUCUGGCCGUGUGACUGGCCUCCCUCAGGACCACCGUGGCCACCAAGGUUCCCUCCCAGGAUCCUGCUGUCAACCCUCGAAAAAGUACUAGAAUAAGAUGAACAGCCAGCUUGAUCCCCUGAUGGGCAUCUUGAAAGAGCGCAUUGGUCACAUGGAGAAGGAUCAGCUGACCUCCCACCAAUCAGAGCUCACGUACUUCUUGAUUUCUUUGGACUUCCGGGCCCAACACUGCCAGGGUGAUCUGGAGAAGACUGAGGAGAUGGAGCGCGAUCUGAUUUACUGUCUCCUGGCCUUUGUCAUAAAGCUGUCUGAAGUCUCCUUCAGGCCACUGUUCUUCAAAGUCUGUCGGACAGCAUUGCAGACUGGCUGUAGUCCCUAGGGGCUCUCCAUCCUGUUCGCUGGUCACCUGGUCAAGCCCUUCUCUGACUUGCUCCGCCAGACCAACAUCACUAAGACAGACGAAGCCUUCUUUGACACAGAGGACAACAUUGAGAAGAGCUGCCCACUGCUGGAGUACAUACUGGACUGCCUCCAUAAGAUCUGCCUGUACGACACAAAGCGCUUCGUCAGCACGGAGAGAGCCAAUGCCCUCAUGACCCUUCUGGUCGAUCAGUUAAACACCCUAGGGGGAGAAGAGGUUUACCAUACCAGAGUCACCAAGCACCUGGUGCUGUGCGUGGGCCACUUCUGCUUUGCCGUAGUAGACGACACUCGGUGGUAGACCCUCAACUACAAGAUCCUGCUGAAGACACGACACAGCUCGGCCAAGGUGCGUUUCUCUACCCUGCUGAUGCUGCUGGAGCUGCCUAACUAAUCCGAGGGAGGACUACAUGGUCUUCCUGAACUCAUGGAGGACGAAUGCGAGAAGGUGGAGCAUCAAGUCCAGAAGAUCAUCCACGAGAUGGAGAACAUUUUGGGAGAGCCUCUUCUGAGUUAUUUAUAAUCUGCGUCCCACUCCCCACCUCUUGACCACCAAACAAGGGCCCAGAUUGGCCCCUAGCCCACUAUGUAAUCCCCCUCCAUCAGAAGCCUGAGCCUCAGCCCCUGUCCCCAGUUUAGCCAUUAUCUGUUUCCCAGAACCAUGUGUCAACCCUGCCUCAAUCAUUCAUAUCGAUAUCUGGUACAUGUAGGAUGGAACUCAAGCAAUAGAUAAUAAACGGUUAGCCAAAGAUGUAUCAUGUGGGAAUGAGAAUAGGAAUAUAUUGAUAUGUUUUGUUAUUUCUGUUUUCCCAUAAUGAAAAGCUUUUUAUGGCAACUAUUUAACUCAUGCCAUUUUCAUACAAUCUAACAAAACCAAAUGUGUAGGGUUGGAGGAGCGCGUUGUGGUUGGAGAACACUUACAUUUUGUCAAGGCGAAGACGGGUGGCCGAGACCGAGACGAGUGGACUUUUCAGGUUUGGAUGGAGUCCCGGGAAAAUAGUGUGGUACGCCAUACGGUUAAAACAUGUGCCUAUGACAAUUAAUACAACAUGCCCAAACAACUAUAGGCUAUUACAGCAUUUCAGCCGCAUUUACAUGUUGUGAAUUGACUGGAUGCUGGGUGGUAAUAACGCUCAAAAUUGCGUUGUGGUUGGAGGAGAACGCUUACAUUUUGUCAAGGCGAAGAUGGGUGACAAAGUCCACCGAGGCGAGUGGACUUUUCGGGUUUGGAUGCUGAAAUCAUUUUUGAACAAUUUGAUAGUGCAAGAAACUCCUGCGCAGCUCUCCUGUGCUCCUGUACAGUGUGUCCCGACACAGGAUAAUGGUCCCUAUAAAGAGCUCGAGAGGAUUACAACUCGCCUUCCGAAUUUAUAAACGAAGUCAUCAUCACUCAGUUGGAAUUAUAGGAGCGCCUUUUUCAAAAGGACAGCCGAAGGAUGGUGUGGAGAAAGGACCAGACCUCAUUCGCUCCGCCGGAUUGGUGGAAAAGCUCAGAGCGCAAGGCUGUGCAGUCAAAGACUAUGGCAACGUGACGUUUGAGGAUGUGGCCAACGAUGAGCCCAUAGGCAAUGUGAAGAGACCCAGAGCGGUGGGCAGCGCCAACCAACGUCUGUCUGCUGCCGUCCACGCCGUGAAGAAUGACGGAUACACCUGUGUGAUGCUGGGAGGAGACCACAGUUUGGCGAUAGGCUCGAUCCAGGGGCAUGCAGCAGCUAAGAAGGACCUCAGUGUGGUAUGGGUGGACGCCCAUGCAGACAUCAACACACCCCUGACCUCCCCUACAGGCAAUAUCCACGGACAGCCCAUGUCCUACCUCAUCCACGAGCUGCACUCCAAGAUUCCAGUUCUUCCCAACUUCUCCUGGAUAAAGCCAUGUGUAUCAGCCAAAGACAUAGUCUACAUUGGCUUGAGAGACGUGGAUCCAGAAGAGCACCAUAUCCUGACGUUGCUGGGUAUCAAAAGUUACUCCAUGACAGAGGUGGAUCGCCUUGGAAUAUCCAAAGUGAUGGAGGAGACAUGUGACUACAUCUUCUCAAAGGUGAAGAAGCCCAUCCACCUGAGCUAUGACAUCGAUGCCCUGGACCCAUCCAUCUCCCCGGCCACAGGAACACCAGUAGUGGGAGGGCUGACCUACAGAGAGGGAGUCUACAUCACAGAGCACAUCUGUCAGACAGGGAUGCUGUCUGCAGUGGACAUGGUGGAGGUGAACCCAAAGAGAGGCAAGACGGAGGAUGAGAUCAUCUCCACGGUCAACGCUGCAGUAGAUCUGAUACGUGGCUGCUUCGGAAAGCUCCGGGAGGGAAACCACCCUGCAGACUACAAGAUGCCCCUGCCUUGAGCUGCCAACUACCACAGAGCCUUCGAUUACAGUGAAGGGCUGUGGCCAGCACCACCUUUCUGCACUUCAAAGUCAUCUUGACUCUUUUUCUGUAAUCCAGUUAACAAAUUGCCCUUUGUAUCAAAUCAUGGAGAGAUUAAAAUAGAUACCAUAUUUUUUUUUUUCAGAA